AUUUUUGUUAUCAUUUUGGAGAAAACUUACUUUUCUUCUCCUCUCAGCCGCACGCCACAGCGCCGUCCCUCUCCGGCGAAAUCCGAUUCCAGUACACAUUUCGUCUUCGAUUUCUGGUGCUGACACCAAUCCGCCAUACACCCAACUCGAUUCGGGCACAAUUUGGAGUUUGGAGUUUGGGAGCAGCAGAGUGUUUGUUUUUAAAAGAGAACAAUGUCCAACCCAAAAGUUUUCUUCGACAUUUUGAUUGGAAAGAUGAAAGCAGGCCGCAUCGUCAUGGAGUUAUUUGCAGACACUACCCCGAAAACUGCAGAGAAUUUCCGUGCCCUCUGCACCGGGGAGAAGGGGAUCGGACGAUCCGGGAAGCUACUGCACUACAAAGGCUCGUCGUUUCACCGUAUCAUCCCCAACUUCAUGUGCCAAGGAGGAGAUUUCACAAAGGGCAAUGGGACAGGAGGAGAAUCAAUCUAUGGCUUGAAGUUUGCAGAUGAAAACUUCAAGAUGAGACACACGGGGCCCGGGGUUCUUUCGAUGGCGAAUGCUGGACCGAACACGAAUGGGUCUCAGUUCUUCAUUUGCACUGAGAAGACUCCAUGGCUGGAUGGGAAGCAUGUUGUGUUUGGGAAAGUUGUGGAUGGUUAUAAUGUAGUUCAGGAGAUGGAGAAGGUUGGUUCAGACAGUGGGAAGACUUCAGAAACAGUUGUGAUAGAGGACUGUGGUCAGGUAACAGCUCAGAGUUGAAGGUAGAAAUUUGUGUUAGAAUUUCGCUUUCAACUCUUGGAAUUAUGCGCUUUAGAAUUAAUUCUCAUGUCUGAGUAAUCUCCUUUGAACUUUUUUUUCCCCUUCAAAGAAAGAGAUUCAAAUUAAAUUAUCACCAAACUUCGCUCUUCAAAAUACUAGAUCAUGGUACAAUAUCUCUGCCACUUUUGAGUUAUAAUCAAGGUUCAAAAUGUCGACUUCCGGAAAUGACCUCGAUGGAAAUGUCGAGGUCCUGAUUUACGGACAUGUCGAUGGAUGUAUUGAUGUC
Molecule: messenger RNA, 1027 nt
Organism: Momordica charantia (bitter melon)
Lineage: Eukaryota; Viridiplantae; Streptophyta; Magnoliopsida; Cucurbitales; Cucurbitaceae
Gene: ROC2
Product: rotamase cyclophilin 2
Biological process (GO): protein peptidyl-prolyl isomerization; protein folding
Cellular component (GO): cytoplasm
Molecular function (GO): peptidyl-prolyl cis-trans isomerase activity; cyclosporin A binding
Source: RefSeq, a predicted model, not a curated record